Mycotypha africana is the source of this 693-nucleotide messenger RNA. RefSeq lists its product as uncharacterized. The transcript has 6 exons. Lineage: Eukaryota; Fungi; Mucoromycota; Mucoromycetes; Mucorales; Mycotyphaceae. The record is from RefSeq and is a predicted model, not a curated record. Bases 1 to 693 code for a protein of 230 amino acids.
AUGCAGCAUUAUAUAUGCGCAUCUUUGGAAAUACAAGACGACGUGUACAAGUGUUAUUAUGAUUCUAUGGUCAUAAUAACGAGUCAAAUGCUUGAAGAGGUGUCUAAUUCGUCUUUAUAUACUAUGGGAGACGACGAGGUAGACGACGAGGGUAGAUUGAGUUCACUUCAUAUAACGCGGAGUUUGGGGCUAGACCUGAUUUCGCAGUCAUCUGAAAAAAGGGUGAAUAACCUACCUCAACAAUCAAGAGGCUUGCGGCUAGUAAUCUCUGGACGAACGUCCUUGAUACCAACCAUUGCAGCUGAUUGUUCGUCAGUCAUGUUCUUUGACUUGGGUUCUCUUGCGAGUCAAACAAUCCAAGAAAAAAACGGAGUACUGGAACAGCUACGGCAAAAGGAAAAACAACAACAUGGCGACAUCUACGCUACCGACAAAUCCAAACCGAAAAUGCGACAUCCCAGAUUUGAUAACUCGACAACUGAUUUUCAAAAGUGCGCACAGAUUUCGAAAAAUGCGACAAGCCUAUGGAAACAAAUUAAGAAGGUAAGAGAAAUGAACUAUCGUUUUCACAUAAACGAACCUAUAGAUGUCAAUAUACUUCAAGAAAAAUAUAUUUAUACAUCUUAUAAGACUGUAGAAGCUCUUAAAGUAUCAUUUUUAUGCAUUUUUAUGGAGACCCAAAGUGAGGCCUAA